Molecule: messenger RNA, 1061 nt
Organism: Fukomys damarensis (Damara mole-rat)
Lineage: Eukaryota; Metazoa; Chordata; Mammalia; Rodentia; Bathyergidae
Gene: Rilp
Product: Rab interacting lysosomal protein
Exons: 6
Coding region: 209-1042 (277 amino acids)
Biological process (GO): cilium assembly
Cellular component (GO): ciliary basal body; cytoplasm
Molecular function (GO): protein dimerization activity
Source: RefSeq, a predicted model, not a curated record
GCUGUCCGGUUUCCUGUGACCUUGGGGUUUGAACGGGACAGCCCCGAGGGACUAGGGCACUGUCCCCAUUCCCAGCGCCUUCUCACUUAGUCACUCCUCCUUUGUCGCUAAUACCCCGCCCCUUAGAAGCCUAACUCUCUAGGGCCAGAGUCGUUUGGCUUUUUCCUGCCCCAGUUGAGGGUAGGGGUGUCCUUGGCCUUUGGGGAAAAUGGAACCCAGAAGGACGGCGUCUGGGCCACCCGGCUGGGGGCCUCGAGAGCCCGCAGGGUCGGGGUCGGCCGCAGAGCUCGUGUACCAUCUAGCGGGGGCCCUGGGCGCGGAGCUGCUACUACAGCGCCUCCUGCUGGUGAAUGUGGAGCUGCGUCACAAGCUCGCAGCCGUGCAGGCCCAGCUGCAGGCUGCGCAGGACCGCGAGAGGGAGCGCAAGCUGCCUCGGGAAGGGGCCCUUGAGCCGGCUGAAGGGCUGAACGGAGAGGCCCAGCGGGCGCCCCCUGAGGACCUGGUGGUUGCCUCGAGGCAGCCGGCUCCCCCAGCGGCAGAGACGGGGCAGUGUGGCUUCAGCCGGGAGGAGCUGGAACAGAUCCUUCAAGAGCGGAAUGAACUCAAAACCAAGGUGUUCCUGCUCAAGGAGGAGUUGGCCUACUUCCAGCGGGAGCUGCUCACAGACCACAGGGUCCCUGGGCUUCUGCUAGAAGCCAUGAAGAUAACUGUCAGGAAGCAGCGGAAGAAGAUCAAGGCCAAGAUGUUAGGAACACUAGAGGAAGCAGAGAGCAGUGACGAUGAGGAUGGCUCGUGGGCUCCACUCUCCAGAGAUAAGGAAGAUGACCCCCCACCUCCUGAAUCCGGAAUCCAGAGCUUCUUUGGCCUGUGGUAUCGGGGUGAAGCAGAAGCCCCUCAAGCUGAGAUCAGCAGCACCUCUCCCAGCAAGCUGUGUGAAGAGGAGGUCCCCCACAAACCUCACUUGGAGCCUGUUGGCAGCCCUCAAGCCCCGACUCCUGAAUCGCCCUCUGCGCUCACAGAACAUCCUGGUCUGAGGCCUUAGUUGCCCCAGAGGGGUGAUG